Molecule: messenger RNA, 1011 nt
Organism: Colletotrichum paranaense
Lineage: Eukaryota; Fungi; Ascomycota; Sordariomycetes; Glomerellales; Glomerellaceae
Exons: 3
Coding region: 1-1011 (336 amino acids)
Source: RefSeq, a predicted model, not a curated record
AUGAAACGGACUAUACAAUUCGACGACAGCCCACCCCCAAAACGUCGUCAGAUCCAUCGUCCAACCUUCACCCACUCAAACGACACCGUUCUCUGCACCGCGUGCAAGGAUGCUUUCAGCAAAGAGGCAGUCAAGGCCGACGACUUCCGUCGAAGACGUCGCAAUCAGCAUCACGAGUCAUCCGAGGAUCUCGCCAAGGCAGUCGAAAAGGGAUGUUAUUUCUGUAAACGCUUUGCGCGUCACUCUGCGGAUCCGAGCAUUUCGACUGUUCUGAAAGAGGAUCUCAUUCUUCAUCCAAGACCCGAUCCCGUGAGAUUAUUCUUUGCGGUUUCUGAACAGCAUACAGGACGCGCGUGGAGAAAGGAUGAUCUGGAUGACUUGGUUUGUUUCAAUCUCCUCCAGCGUAGCCCCGUUGAGUUAUACUGCCCCGAUGAGCAUCCGAACGAAGAAGACAGACAACGCGUUUGGAAAGAUCUGCCAUUGUUUUACAUGGCCGUUGAGGCUUCUUUUAGUGACCCAACUCAAGAAGCGACAACAGAGAGCUUCACCUCAAAAGACGCACAAGAAUGGCGCAACAUCAACAGAUUCGGCGCUAUGUUACUAGGAAUGGGCGUCUUGGGCCUUCACACGCAAGGAAUGGACGCAUUGCGUUCGGCGCUUGAGGAGGAGCCGAGCCCCAUUCCGGCGGUUGCAGAGUGCCGGCUGCGCGUCGCCUGUGAAUGGAUCCGUCAGAGCGCGAGGCCUCUCCUCGGGUGGGCGCGGGAGAACGUUGGCUAUUCCGAGAUGCCAGAGUAUGAGAGGGGCUUGACGGAGGAAGCGAUAGCAUAUCAGGGGGUUCUGUACGAGGGUCCGCCCAUCAUGUGUCUCCAGCGGUGGGGAUUCUGGAUGGAUCGGCUCGAGUGGCUUGCGAAAAGUGAGGAUUCUGGGCUGGUUGAAGAGGCGAGGACGGAGGUGCUUGAGGCGUUUUGGGUUAUGAAGGAGGCUGAAGGGCGGAUAGGACAUACCCUGUGA